Messenger RNA from Stylophora pistillata, 437 nucleotides. RefSeq lists its product as uncharacterized. NCBI's taxonomy places the organism in Eukaryota, Metazoa, Cnidaria, Anthozoa, Scleractinia, Pocilloporidae. Gene Ontology annotation, molecular function: calcium ion binding. The record is from RefSeq and is a predicted model, not a curated record.
GCAGAAAUUGGUGCACUAUGGAAGACAGAUGUAAAUCGAUCAACAUGGGACCCGCAGGAGAAAAAGAUAAAGUUUUGUGUCAAUUGAGUGACUCGGACCACUUGCAACAUCCAAAUGAUCUGAAACCGAUGGCAGGUCUCAUGUAUAGGGGCACGGAGAACAAGUGUUGUUUCAACAUGUGCUACAAGAAUGCAACAUGCUUGGUUGGAUUUACGGACAAGGGAUACAAGUGUGUGUGUCCACCUGGUUACACGGGAGACCACUGUGAAAAAGAUGUAAACGAGUGUUCCACCAAAACCCACAACUGUGAUGUCAACGCUGAGUGCAACAAUACCGAAGGUUCUUUUAACUGCAGCUGCAAGGUUGGAUUUAAUGGCGAUGGCAGGAUUUGCACAGGUAACAUUUGUCCAUCUAAGGUUUCUAAGCAUCGGAAUUAA